This is a messenger RNA of Impatiens glandulifera, 465 nucleotides long. RefSeq lists its product as uncharacterized. Bases 1 to 465 code for a protein of 154 amino acids. Lineage: Eukaryota; Viridiplantae; Streptophyta; Magnoliopsida; Ericales; Balsaminaceae. The record is from RefSeq and is a predicted model, not a curated record. The transcript has a single exon. Gene Ontology annotation, molecular function: nucleic acid binding; zinc ion binding.
AUGAAGAACACUAAGUCGAUUAAAGAAUACUUUGCUAGGGUGACGGCCAUGACAAACAAAAUAAAAAGUAAUGGGGAGGUUACUCCAGACUCCAAGGUUGUUGAAAAAAUAUUGAGAACUCUUACCGAAAGGUUCACGUAUGUAGUAAUAUCGAUUGAAGAAGUCCGAGACACAACUACAAUGAGUAUUGAUGAGCUGCAAAGCUCAUUGGCUGUACAUGAACAAAAAUUCAAGAAAAUGAAUGUGGAAGAAGAUCAUGCUUUGAGGGUUGAACAAACUAAAUAUGGUAGAGGAGGAGGUCGUAUGGGGUCAAGAGGAAGAGGUCGAGGUAGAGGAAGAAGUUUGGAUAAAGCCACUAUUGAAUGCUAUAAAUGUCACAAAUUAGGGCACUUUCGUUUUGAAUGUCCAAGUUGGGACAAGGCAAACUAUGCAGAGGCACAGAAGAGGAAGAAGAAAUGUUGUUGA